AAAGUGGAAGAAGUUGAUGUGAGAGUUCCAGUGAGAAGAAAAAGCCAUGACUGUAAAGAAAGGAAUUGUUUCGCAUUCAGAGUUGCGUGAGGAUGCUUGAACAAAUUCGGUGAACUGUUAUAGCGUCCAGUGCAGAGACUCGAGAAAAAAAAAAAACAACAUCUAGCCUACUCUGAAAUUUUUUCUGAGUUUUUUUUUUUUUUUUUUCAAGAAUAUCCCAAUUAUUUGGCCAGAUCUCUAAGGAAAUCAUGGGAAGUUUUAAAGGCCAUGCAUUACCUGGAAGUUUCUUUCUGAUCACUGGUCUGUGGUGGGCCGCAAAGCACUCGUUUUUGUACUCCACCCGCAGGAACAAAAACGCUGGAGCAGGGAGACUCGCAACUCGAGCUACCCAACGGCGCAUAGAAAUCAUAGAAGGACCAGUAAUUUUAUCAUUUUCUAUUAUUGGAAUGUUAGCAGAGCAGCUUUUAGCUGGUGGGCCUAAGUUCCAUCUGUAUGAUUCUUCCACUCAGCACUGGGAGCAGCUAAUGAAUUGGCAGCACACCACUAUGUACCUGUUCUUUGCCAUCGCAGGGGCCAUAUCACUCACUGUUCACAGCACAGACAUUGCCCCACUGGCAUUAGACCGGAUGCUUCUGGGUCUGGCUUUCUUUAAUGAGGGAUUCCUAUUCCUUUACCAUCUCCAUGGUAGAGACAUGCUUGAUGUCCAUGUUCACACUCUUCUCCUCUAUGCCAUCUUUGGACAAGCUCUUAUAUGCCUUCUAGAGGUUUUUCACAGGGGGAAUAUUCUACUAGAACUGCUUAGAGCCACUCUCACCAUACUGCAAGGCAGCUGGUUCUGGCAGAUUGGCUUUGUGUUAUACCCACCCAGUCAAGUGAAAUGGGAUCUGACAGACCACAACAACGUUAUGUUCAUCACAAUGUGCUACUGCUGGCAUCUAGCAUUUGCCUUGCUCAUUGUUGCUGCAGCGUACUGGUCUGUUCUCUGUGCUGUGCGUUCCAAAUUGAGGAGAACACCACCCAUGGAAAUGGGGCUCUUGAAACCAAGGGAGAAAGAAGUAGAGUCCGAAGAUGAGAUUUUAUGAGCAUUUAUCACUCUUAUACAUUCAACCCUGCAUCCAUAUGCAUCUGAAACUUUUUAACCUCUGAGAAAAAUGCAGAGACAGUAUAUGAGAGACAGAGGCUUUGUCACUAAAUAUAAGACCUGUCUUAAUUUCCUGAAUAGCAGCUGGGAGAUGAGAAACAGUGACAGUCCAUCAGUGUAGUUCAUCAAACUACAACAAGUGGCAUUGAGUGAAUCAAUGGAGCCUUAUAUCACCAGCUCAUCUUCCCACUAUGAUUGCUCCAGAGAAAGUUACAAGUUCUCUGUCAAUGUAGUCUGCUGUCUUGUGUGGUCCCUUCUUUUUUAUUUCGUUACAACACUUUAACCCCUAUUCCUGUGCUGCAACCUUAGGAUCAACUUGCUUUCUCUGAAAAAUGACUUAGAACUUGCCUUUUUUAUGUAUAUACUGUAAGUUUGAAUUAAGACAUUUCAAAAAGUUGUAUUGAUUAUUUUUUGGUCUUUAUGUACACUUUCUCUUUGAUUUCCUUGAAUACUAUGUAAAUUUGAGAAUUAUGUUUUUUUUUUCACUCAAGGACAGAAGUUAUCUUUUUUUUUUCAUAUUAUUUUAGUGGUACUAUGAUCUAUGUAUUUAAAAAGACUUAAAAUGAAAGAUAUUGUGGGUACUGACAUUUUCAUGACAAUUUUUCAGCUAUAUUCUGCUGUGUUUGUUU
This is a messenger RNA of Myxocyprinus asiaticus (Chinese sucker), 1770 nucleotides long. It is a transcript of the gene tmem45a, whose product is annotated as transmembrane protein 45a. The record is from RefSeq and is a predicted model, not a curated record. The transcript is spliced from 6 exons. Lineage: Eukaryota; Metazoa; Chordata; Actinopteri; Cypriniformes; Catostomidae. The coding region runs from base 249 to 1082 and encodes 277 amino acids.